AUGUCCGACGUCCCACCACCAAAGGUAGAAGUACCAGAAGAAACCACCUCCAAGCAAGCCCCAGCUUCUAGCGGAGCCUCUUCCGGAGCUUCCAAACCUGGAUUCAACCAGGAGUUAUUGAUCAAGACCGUGCAAACCUUGCAGUUUGCUUGGUUCGUAGGUCACUUGCUCACCUUGACAGGUAUCUUCUUCUAUUCGUUGACCUACAUCAAGAUUGGUGUUCGUGCCUACAAGUUCUGGUACACCGUCGCUUUGUUUGGGAUCCUUGAAAGCUUUGGUAUUUUGAUCUUCCAAAUCUUCCAGAAGAGUGGCUCCAAUGUGUUCUCAGUGCUCAAGAAUGACAACAGUCAAUUCUUCUUGUUAAGCGCCGCCUUGCUUUUCUUGAGACCUUACGUGUUGUUGACCUUGUUGCCAUUUGCCUUGUACUCGGUGUUCCACUCUUUGGCCUACAUUCAAACCUAUUUAUUGCCAGUUUUUGGCCUCGACAAGCAUGCUAUUUCCAAGACUAUUGGGGAUUUCGUUGCUAACAACAACGUUAAGUCCGUUCAAUUGGGAAGUGUGAUCGAAGUCUACGCAUACGUGUGGUUGUUCGUCAGAUUGCUUACUUUCAGAAGAAGAUCAUUGGUUCCAUUUGUGGUGUACACCGUUUUCAUCAAGACCAGAUUCGAAAACUCCAUCUUCACCAGAAACUACAUCAAGUCCAUUGAAGUCAAGGUUGACUCCUUGGUUAACUCGGUUAACGUUCCAGCUGUCAAGCAAGGAUGGACCACCUUCAAGCACACGGUUAGAAAGACCGGUGACUUCUACUUGGUCAAUGACUACACCAAGGAAAAGCUGACUUAA
Suhomyces tanzawaensis NRRL Y-17324 is the source of this 843-nucleotide messenger RNA. RefSeq names its product nucleoporin. The record is from RefSeq and is a predicted model, not a curated record. Gene Ontology annotation, cellular component: membrane; endoplasmic reticulum. Gene Ontology annotation, biological process: membrane organization; endoplasmic reticulum tubular network organization. NCBI's taxonomy places the organism in Eukaryota, Fungi, Ascomycota, Pichiomycetes, Serinales, Debaryomycetaceae. The transcript has a single exon. Bases 1 to 843 code for a protein of 280 amino acids.